ACCUUUUCAAGUCAUCAUCAUACAGCAUGCAUAUUUCUGUCACGCAUGCCACGCUGCUGCGCCUGCUCAGUGCACCCACCACAGACUGUUCAGUGACAAAUGAACCACUAUCCCGUUAGAAGUAGGUAGCCCGUGUGCUCCAGUAUGGACCCACUGUAGACGUCGCGGCUAUUGUUGCGAUUCCGCGAUUUGGGUGACAACUCCCGUGGAUCUAAAAUUCCAGGAGCGACGGGAUAAUGAGAAGAGGGAAUUAUAAUAUUUAUAUUGCAGGGAUAGCGCAGAGAGAUAUCCACAAUAAAAGAUAUUGACAUGAAGAAAGACAUUGAGACGUGGAUAGCAGAGGAACGCGCUGACCUCAUCUUGAAAUAUGAUACGGAGGAAGAGUUCGCACUUCUUUGAGCGUGUUGUUAAAAAGAGUGACCGUCGCUCUAAGAGGGAGAAGAAAGAGAAGCCGAAUUUGAAUGGCAGACAGGAGGGGGCGGUGAUUGACUCCUGGGAGGAUGCAGACUACAGUAUUUACAGAGUCACCGACCGUUUCGGAUUUCUGCAUGACAAGGAGCUGCCAACCCCUAGUGCACAUGAGGAGAAGAAAAAUAACCUGGAAAUUGAAAGAGCUGAGAAAUGGCUGAAGAUGGUGAAGAAAUGGGAUAAAUACAGGAUCAGUGACAGGAUGGUAAAGCGUGUGUAUAAGGGUAUCCCACUACAGCUGAGAGGCCAGGCCUGGGCCCUGAUGCUAGAUGUGGAGAAGGUGAAGAAUGAGAACGAGGGAAAGUAUGAGAGGAUGAAGGAACAAGCCAGAAUCUUCUCCCAGGAAAUCAAACAGAUAGAUCUGGACGUGAACAGGACAUUUAGAAACCACAUCAUGUUCAUGGAUCGAUUCGGAGUCAAGCAGCAGUCUUUAUUUCAUGUCCUGUCUGCCUAUUCGGUCUACAACACAGAGGUGAGUUACUGCCAGGGCAUGAGCCAGGUCGCCGCCUUGCUGCUGAUGUACAUGAAUGAGGAAGACGCCUUCUGGGCCCUGUCACAGCUACUGACCAAUCAGAAGCAUGCCAUGCACGGUUUCUUUAUUCCUGGGUUUCCCAAACUGCAGCGCUUCCAGGCGCACCACGAUCAAAUUCUCUCCAAACUCAUCCCCAAACUGAAGAAACAUCUGGACAGGGAACAGAUGUCCUGUGGGAUCUACAGCACUAAAUGGUUCCUGCAGUGCUUCAUUGACAGGACCCCGUUCACCCUGACUCUACGUCUGUGGGACAUCUACAUUCUGGAAGGAGAGACGAUCCUUACCGCCAUGUCCUACACAAUCCUUAGAAUAUUUAAGAAGCGUCUCCUGAAGAUGAAUCUGGAGGACCUGAGAGAGUUCCUUCAGGACAAGAUCGGCCUGUCGUUCCUCUACAGCGAUGACGUCAUCAUCGAUCAGCUGCAGGCCUCCAUGGCGGAACUAAGGAAGAUGAAGCUGGACCUUCCACCCCCAGCCAAGCCAGAGGAACUGCCACGGAAGGUCCUGGGUUUGGAGCUACCUGUUCUGCUCACCCCUCUCAAGCCCCCCAGGGGAGUCACCUCUGACCCGGGCACCAAACGACCAGGAGCAGGGCCUCUGGGUCUCCACAUCAUCACCCACCAGCCAGAUGUCAUCUCCCAAGACAACAGCCCCUCUAAGGAGGCAAGGAAGGACAAGGAAGCUCUAAAUAGGGAGGAAGAGGAAGAUGAGGAAAUCCUUCUUCCAUCUCCAGACCCCAUUCUCAUCCACACCAUCCAAGCUCAAGUGACCCCCGAUGGGCCUCCCCAGGCUGGGGCUGGGCCACCACCUUAUGAGCCACCAGGGAGCAAUGAGCACAAUGUUAUGGGACAGCCUGCCAUUCUUAUGCCACUCCACAAAGAAAUAAGUGUUAAGAGCUCAUCUGGUCCAGUGGCUUUACCAGAGACACAGGCCGUAGUUCAACAGGGUACAAACACACCUCCACAAAUCCCCAUGGAGGAGCCGACCCUGACUCCCCCAGUUGCCCCUUUAUCCCUUAGCCCUCCACAGCCACCCUGCAGGGUCCCCCGGACUCAGUCAGCAACCUUAGCCCAGGCUUCCCGGCGGCCUAUGUGAGAGUGAGAGCCUAUCGGUGGGGGUGGGGGAGAGAGCGGAGGAUAGGUACCUGGCCAGGCUUCUGGAGCAGGCCUUGGCUCUGCCUAAACACAGGGCCCAGACAGGAGACAAAGGAGAGCCAGAAGGGCCAGUUCGAUUCUAGAGCAUUGCAAAGCAUUCUAAGGUCCCCCCUGUUGUCUACAAAACAGACAUUGCAGAAAAAUUGUGUCAUGUUGUAGGAGAAGCUGCCAUAGUGGAGUUCCAAGGGACAGUGCCACAUUCUCUCCCAUCAUAGUGAAAGCAUUACAGCUUACUUAAUUUGAGUAGUUUUGUAAUAUUUUAACAAUGGACAUAAUGUUUGCUUAGAUAGCCUCUGUAAAAUAUUUUCUAAUAUAGUCUUAUUUUAGUAUAGUUUUAUAUUCUUAUGUGGACACCUGCUUGUCGAACAUCUCAUUCCAAAAUCAUGGGCAUUAAAUAAAUAUGGAGUUGGUCCCCCCUUUGCUGCUAAAACAGCCUCCACUCUUCUGGGAAGGGUUUCCAAUAUACACUGCUCAAAAAAAUAAAGGGAACACUUAAACAACACAAUGUAACUCCAAGUCAGUCACACUUCUGUGAAAUCAAACUGUCCACUUAGGAAGCAACACUGAUUGACAAUACAUUUCACAUGCUGUUGUGCAAAUGGAAUAGACAACAGGUGGAAAUUAUAGGCAAUUAGAAAGACACCCCCAAUAAAGGAGUGGUUCUGCAGGUGGGGACCACAGACCACUUCUCAGUUCCUAUGCUUCCUGGCUGAUGUUUUGGUCACUUUUGAAUGCUGGCGGUGCUUUCACUCUAGUGGUAGCAUGAGAUGGAGUCUACAACCCACACAAGUGGCUCAGGUAGUGCAGCUCAUCCAGGAUGGGACAUCAAUGCGAGCUAUGGCAAGAAGGUUUGCUGUGUCUGUCAGUGUAGUGUCCAGAGCAUGGAGGCGCUACCAGGAGACAGGCCAGUACAUCAGGAGACGUGGAGGAGCAACAACCCAGCAGCAGGACCGCUACCUGCGCCUUUGUGCAAGGAGGAGCACUGCCAGAGCCCUGCAAAAUGACCUCCAGCAGGCCACAAAUGUGCAUGUGUCUGCUCAAACUGUCAGAAACAGAUUCCAUGACGGUGGUAUGAGGGCCCGACGUCCACAGGUGGGGGUUGUGCUUACAGCCCAACACCGUGCAGGACGUUUGGCAUUUGCCAGAGAACACCAAGAUUGGCAAAUUCGCCACUGGUGCCCUGUGCUCUUCACAGAUGAAAGCAGGUUCACACUGAGCACGUGACAGACGUGACAGAGUCUGGAGAUGCUGUGGAGAAUGUUCUGCUGCCUGCAACAUCCUCCAGCAUGACCAGUUUGGCGGUGGGUCAGUCAUAAUAAUAAUAAAUAAUAAUAUGCCAUUGAGCAGACGCUUUUAUCCAAAGCGACUUACAGUCAUGUGUGCAUACAUUCUACGUAUGGGUGGUCCCGGGAAUCGUCAUGGUGUGGGGUGGCAUUUCUUUGGGGGGCCGCACAGCCCUCCAGGUACCGAGAUGAGAUCCUCAGACCCCUUGUGAGACCAUAUGCUGGUACAGUUGGCCCUGGGUUCCUCCUAAUGCAAGACAAUGCUAGACCUCAUGUGGCUGGACUGUGUCAGCAGUUCCUGCAAGAGGAAGGCAUUGAUGCUAUGGACUGGCCCGCCCGUUCCCCAGACCUGAAUCCAAUUGAGCACAUCUGGGACAUCAUGUCUCGCUCCAUCCACCAACGCCACUUUGCACCACAGACUGUCCAGGAGUUGGCGGAUGCUUUAGUCCAGGUCUGGGAGGAGAUCCCUCAGGAGCCCAUCCGCCACCUCAUCAGGAGCAUGCCCAGGCGUUGUAGGGAGGUCAUACAAGUACGUGGAGGCCACACACACUACUGAGCCUCAUUUUGACUUGUUUUAAGGACAUUACAUCAAAGUUGGAUCAGUCUGUAGUGUGGUUUUCCACUUUAAUUUUGAGUGUGACUCCAAAUCCAGACCUCCAUGGGUUGAUAAAUUUGAUUUCCCUUGAUCAUGUAAUGAAAAAAGUAUUCAUUAAGAAUAUUUCAUUCAUUCAGGUCUAGGAUGUGUUCUUUUAGUGUUCCCUUAAUUUUUUUGAGCAGUGUAUGUUGGAACAUUGCUGCGGGGACUUGCUUCCCUUCAGCCAUAAGAGCACUGAUGUUUGGCGGUUAGCCCUGGCUCGCAGUCAGUGUUCCAAUUCAUCCCAAAGAUGUUUGAUGGGUUUGAGGUCAGGGCUCUGUGCAGGCCAGUCAAAUUCUUCCACACCGAUCUUGACAAACCAUUUCUGUAUGGACCUCACUUUGUUCACAGGGUUAUUAUCAUGCUGAAACAGGAAAGGGUCUUCCCCAAACUGUUGCCACAACGUUGGAAGCACAGAAUCAUCUAGAAUGUCAUUGUAUGCUGUAGCGUUAUGAUUUCCCUUCACUGGAACUAAGGGGCCUAGCACAAACCAUGAAAUAUAGACCCGGACCAUUAAUCCUCCUCCACCAAACUUUACAGUUGGCACUAUGCAUUUGGGCAGGUAGUGUUCUCCUGGCAUCCGCCAAAACCAGAUUAGUCCGUCGGACUGCCAGAUGGUGAAGCGUGAUUCAUCACUCCAGAUAAUACAUUUCCACUGCUCCAGAGUCCAAUGGUGGCAAGUUUCACACCACAGCCAACGCUUGGCAUUGCACAUGGUGAUUUUAGGCAUGUGUGCGGCUGCUCGGCCAUGGAAACCCAUUUCAUGAAGCUCCUGAUGAACAGUUAUUGUGCUGAUGUUGCUUCCAGAGGCAGUUUGGAACUCGGUAUUGAGUGUUUCAACCAAGGACAGAAUAUUUUUUACGCGCUAUACACUUCAGCACUUGACAGUCCUGUUCUGUGAGCUUGUGUGGCCUACCACAUCGCGACUGAGACGUAGUUGUUCAUAGAUGUUUCCACUUCACAAUAACAGCACUUACAGUUGACUGGGGCAGCUCUAGCAGGGCAGAAAUGUGAUGAACUGACUUGUUGGAAAGGUGGCAUCCUAUGACGGUGCCACAUUGAAAGUCUCUGAGCUCAUCAAUACGGGCCAUUCUACUGCCAAUAUUUGUCUAUGGAGAUUGCAUGGAUGUGUGCUCUAAUGUAUACACCUGCCAGCAACGGGUAGUCUGAAAUAGCCAAAUCCACGAAGUUGAAGGGGUGUCCACAUUCUUUUGGGCAUUUAGUGUAUCUUUGCUUCUAGAGCAAAUGCCUUAAUUUAAUCUGUACCAUCAGUGCUGCAAUUAGAAUCAUGCUGGCUUGGUAACAGGAGAUGUAUUGUUAAUGUAAAGUGAAGUGAAGUGUCAUUGAAAAGGUCAUUACAAAACAGAAAGGACAGCAAUUGCUCAUGUUUUCAAAUGACGAAACCUGACACACUGGGCGAGUUCGUUUUGCAUGGCCAGGUGCCCCGGGUGGGCAGAGUUUGCACACUUUCCAUUGGUCCUUAAGGGAAAUCUCCAUCCACCCGGGGCACCAGGCCAUGCAAAACGAACUGGCCCAAUGUGUGCAAGGUACUUCAUAAUGAAGAGUGAGCUAGCUCACUGAUCAUUUGGAUUGUAAACAAUAACAGUAAGGGCGGGAUUCAAUCUGAGCACGCUUUGUCAGCAAUACAGGUUUCGCAGGGACCACAUUCACGGUAAAUGCUGCAUAUGUCGGCUCAAUCUGAAAUGAACUUUAAAUUGUGCAUUGUCCAAAUCUGCAACAGGAUUGAAUCCCAGCCUAAUAUCAGUAUACCAGGUGUUCAGUACUUCACAAGGCUGCAGGGGGCCGCAUUUCUUCGUCCAUUAAUUGAGGUCACUUGAGGCCAAAUGCUUGAUAUUUUAGCUGUAGGCCGAGUGUAGAUGGAUUUUGUACUGGUCAUCCACAACAACAACAAAAUCAGCAUAGGUGAAGGCAAUUGGGGAUAUGUGUGACUUGUCAUUUAGCAAGAAUAAUUAAUAUUUAAAUCAAAUUUUCUAUUUUUGUUAUGUUUAAGCUUAAAAUGAAAACAUGUUUUGUGUUUUCUUGGCUUAUCAUUGACCUAGCAAAAUGUAUUUUCAGAAUAUUGGAUCUUUGCUGUAAUAUAUUAUAAAGAUUAUUUGUAUUUGUAAGAAGAGCAUGUGUUGAUAUUUGUACUCAUUGUGUUGUAGAAGAAACACACUGAAGUUUUAAAUACUGGCUAUAGAGAUGCUGUAGUAGUAAAUAGCCUAAUUAUGAUGUUGAAGUAGCCCUUAACAUUUUUCGAUUGUACUAGAGCACCAAUUGAUUUUCUUACUUUACUGACAUCUAGUGAACAAUUUGCGUAUAGCAUUUAAUUUGUCCGCUGGCACGUUGGUUGGUUAAACGAAGACAAAGUUUCAUCAUAAGCCGAAAUAUUAUAAUCAUCAAUCAUAAGAGUGUUGUUAAAUAAAUGGACCGAGUGCUCCACUGCAGAAGCCCAGUAUUUAUUUACCUGCAUAGGUCUACAGCAAUUUCAAUGGUAAUGUCUUGCACUUUGCUCUUUAUCCACAGAAAAACAGGCUAAGGAAGAAAGGUUUUGUAUGAGUUCUAAAUUCAUGUUUGUACAUUGAUAUGCCUUAUUUUGUAAGGUGUUGACAGUCAAAGCCAAACAUAUGUGGUUAUAAUUAGUGUGUAAUCUAUGCUAUGAUCCCCUGAGACUGUUCAAUAAUGAUUUGUCAAAUACAGCACAUGUUUUCUAAAUGGU
Molecule: messenger RNA, 6787 nt
Organism: Oncorhynchus keta (chum salmon)
Lineage: Eukaryota; Metazoa; Chordata; Actinopteri; Salmoniformes; Salmonidae
Product: USP6 N-terminal-like protein
Exons: 15
Coding region: 368-2092 (574 amino acids)
Source: RefSeq, a predicted model, not a curated record